Anneissia japonica is the source of this 3297-nucleotide messenger RNA. RefSeq names its product aminopeptidase NAALADL1-like. The transcript has 13 exons. The coding region runs from base 122 to 2602 and encodes 826 amino acids. Gene Ontology annotation, molecular function: carboxypeptidase activity. Lineage: Eukaryota; Metazoa; Echinodermata; Crinoidea; Comatulida; Comatulidae. The record is from RefSeq and is a predicted model, not a curated record.
GAGGGCGCGAAGUCCAAACCCGCCAGAUUGUUGUAAACAAAAACAAAACAACCGAUGAGAAGCCGAAUACCAUUUUUGAGGUUUUUGAGCUGCCGAAAAAAACUAAAAAAUCAUCAUCAUAAUGGAGCCCUCAACAUCAUCCCGCUUUACUGCAAUGUCUUCCGAGAAAUCUUUAGCUGAAGAUGAUACCAUAUCUGUAGAGGUUGAAAAAUGCAAUGAACUGGACAACAACGCUGUUGUAUCAGAAGAAGCGUCUGAGCAAGAGAUGUUCAUCCCUUCAUCAUCAGUCUGUCCGAAAACCCCCGAUGCAAAAGCACUCAAUAGAAUUCGUGAUCGAUAUGGGAAGCAAUACUGCUCAACACCACUCACAACCCCCAGGCUCACUCCGAGGCUAGGUUUGAUUGCUGAAGAGGACCGCCUAAGCAUCACAAUAAGUGAUGUUGAUUCGACCAAGGAGGAGGUCACCAUCAGUGAAGACUCACCCAAAUCAAAAAACAGUGUUUUUAAAGUAGUACUCGCAGCAACAACUCUAAUCUUUAUGAUGGGAUUCCUGUGUGGAUUUUACCUUUCGUCUUCGAAGGCAGAAGCUGGAAUUGAGCUCAGUGACGGAGACACUCCUCCUAGUGUAGAACCUGAGUUGCUUGACCAGUCUUACACUUUGGAUGAAGUAAUGAAAUGGGCAGUGGGAAAUGUUAGUGACACAAGGUUGAUUCGAAAUUACAGAUCAUUUGGCAAUCAGCUAUGUAUUACUGGCUCCCAAUGUGACUUGAAUUUAGCCAAUCACAUCGCAGAACUAUGGAAAACAUCUGGGAUUUCUGAUAUCAUCCAAGAGUCAGUGCAAGUAGUCGUGAGCGUUCCAGACAUUCGAAAAACAAGCUCACUGAAGAUGGUUGACUCCUCAGAUGGCAGCAUUAUCCUACAACAUCACCUGUAUGGACAUGAUACCAGUGAAUCGUCUGAGGUUGAGGGCAGUACAGUGUUUGAUGAGUUAGUUAAUGAGACUGUGACAGUGGCAGGGGUCACAACUGUUGAAGCAGCUGAGAUCACAGACCCCCUGCAGUGGCCUUUGUCAGACUUUGUACCAUUCUCUCACUCAGGAAAUGUACAAGGAGAACUUGUUUAUGCUCACUUUGGUACACUGGAGGAUUUUAACACAUUAAUAAAAAUGAAGAUAGACACCAAAGGAAAAAUUGCCCUUAUUAAGAAUGGACUAAACCCAAUAUAUAAUAAGAUAAUAAAUGCACAAGAACAUGGUGUUGUUGGCCUUCUCCUUUAUGAUGACCCAUUGGUCAAUGAGAAUUUACCCAGAAUUCCUUCUUCAUUUGAUGUCACAGGAAUUAUGGGAGAUCCCUUCACACCAUCUUUGCCAGCCAAUGGUGUGUAUCAGUUACUCAGUGAUAAUACCAGUCUACCAAAGAUUCCUGUACACAUCAUCCAAUCAGAAGUAGCGCAUGAGUUGCUAGGCAACUUGGCUGGGAAAGAAGCACCAGAAAGUUGGCAAGGAGGGUUCAACUUGACUUACCAUGUGGGCAAGAAAAAAAAAUCAAAGAGCAUUGUAGAGCUUGAAAUACACAACAGUCAAGAAGUGACUCUGAUCAGUAAUGUGAUUGGUACAGUCAAAGGAAAACUAUACCCAGAUGAGAUUGUUCUUAUUGGAAGUCACAGAACAUCUUUCCCUGAUGAUAUCCAAGCAGCUGAGAGUUCUGUCUCUAUGGCAACUGAAUUAGCAUCUGUGAUUGGGCAGUUACUUCAAAAUGGCUGGCAGCCUGAGAGGACCAUAAUGCUAUGCUCCUGGGCUGCCCAUGAAUAUGGUUUCAGUGGAUCAGUAGAGUGGAUGGAAAAACAUAAGAAUGGACUGCUUCAAGAUGUUGUUGCUUAUGUUGAUAUAGAUGCUAAACCUAGUUUGAGAAACAACAUCCAUGUUGUAUCAUCACCUUUUCUAAGGAAUUUGGUCCGCAAGAGUGCUCAAAAGCUUGGUAUUCGAGUGAACUCACAGGAAGAAUUGUUGACCUUAGAUGGUGACCAUGCUCCUUUCGCUCAUCACCUUGGUAUUCCUUCACUCUCGAUGUCUGCAGUUUUACCCCUUGACAAGCAUACCGGUGGGCCUAGUGGCACAGUACCAAGCCUCUCUGUGGCAACACAGUUCCUAGCCCAGUUGACAAUGUUGCUGAGCAGUUAUGAUGUGUUGCCUCUCGAUCUGAACACAUUUGUUGAUGAGGUGGUGGGAUACUACAGGAUACUGGAGACACAAUAUGGAGACCGUCUUCAACAGCAAGGUGUUUCUCUGGAAUUUCUCAAAGAGAGCAUAAAUAAAAUGUCAGAAGUCAUAAGUUCACUAGAGCAGCCGACAAAACCAACAGAACUGCAGAUCAUGCAGGUUAACAGGAAAUUCAGAAAACUUCAAAGAAUAUUUAUUGACGAAAAUAAUAGCAACUUCAUCAGGAACAUGCUGCUUGGAAGGAAGUCUGACUAUUCCACAUUCCCAAGACUGGAAGAGCUUCUCGAUUCACCUGAUUUUCUAAUUAUGCAAAUAAAACAACACCUGGCAAAACUGUACCUAGCAUUUGAAUCAGCAACAGAAGUGUUGUCAUGGAAACCUUGAAUAAAAUACCUUUUGCCAUAUUUACAGUACUACAUAGUGUUUACAGGGUCUUCUCUGAAUUUAGGAACUUGUAUUCUGCAAUUUUAUCAUUAUUUUCUUUUACUGGACAUGGACCUUGUAUAGCCCACCAUCCCCUGAAGCAACUAUUGCAUGCCUUUAUGUAUAUGAAACGAAAAUGUUCAACCCUCUGAACCACAGAGGGCAGUUAUUGAAUCUAACCAGUUACGUAAAGAUUGCAGUGGUUCAGUCCACACAUAAUUCCACCAGUUUACCUGGGCAUUUAAAUACUCGCGCCAUAGAGUAGUAGCGCUUUACGGUAUAUACAUUUUCCUAUAUCCAACACAAGGCGUUCAUAUGGGUAAACCCAGAGGUAGAUUGUAUUUGGUCCUGACUAAGAACAUUGCCGGCCCAGGCAGACAUGAUAUGUUACUCUCAGAUGAAAAUCCAUUUGAUUAGCCUACAAAAACGUACCUGUGUACUCCACCGGCUGAUGAGCAUGCUGGCGGCAUGUCAGUGGCAACAGCAGCUUUAGCAGCUAUGCCAGAUACAUACCAGUAAACUAGUACAGUAUACUGUUUUCAAUUAUCAAUAAUGAAAUACUGUAGGAAUAUCCUACAUUGUAUAAAAGCUAAUUGGCUUGUUAAUUUAUGUAUUGUAUUUAUAGAAAUAAAUGGGCUUUCAUGGACACCAAAGAA